AUGGGGCUCGGAAAGACGCUCACAGCGAUCAGUUUGAUCUUCACAUCGCUCACGCAAUCGCCCUGGUCGAAGCCGCUGAUUUCGAGCGCGGUGGUGACGUGUCCUUCGUCGCUGGUGGACAACUGGGGCGCCGAGUUUAUUAGAAAGUGGAUUGGACGCGAUCGGAUUCGGUGCAUCGUGCUGAAGGAAAAGGGGUCGAAGGCGGAAGAGAAAAUCCGCGAUUUCGUGAUGCAGUCGGGAUUGAAUCGCGUGGUGCUGGUGGUUUCCUAUGAGGUUCGAUUGCUUUUUUCUCCCUCAUUCAAGAUGUAUCGCAAAUACGCCGAUGCCAUCAACGGAAGCAAAGCCGGGCUCCUCGUCUGCGACGAAGGCCACCGCCUCAAAAGCUCCACCGGCAACGCCACCAUCGACAGUCUCCUCCAAUUCCCCUCGCGUCGCCGCGUGCUUCUCUCCGGAACGCCCAUCCAGAACGAUUUGGAAGUCGGUGUGGACCGUCCUCCUAACCAGCAGGAGCUUUUCGCGCUGUCGGAGUUUGUCAAUCCCGGCGUGUUUUCCUCGCUCGCCUCCUUCCGCCAGCUCUUCGUGAGGCCCAUCGAAGCGGGGCGGCGCAAAGGCUGCAGCGACGCAGAUCGCGACUUAGCAGCGAUGCGAUCUGCUGAACUCUCUCGCAUCACCGACCAGUUUAUUCUGCGUCGAACCACGGCGUCGAUUCUCCGCGCUUCGCUGCCGCCCAAAAUCACGCAUUAUUUAUUCACUCCGCUGGCAUCCAAGCAGCGCCAGCUCUACGAAAAGCUCAUCGAACUGCAGCGAGGAUCGCUUGCAGAGCACGGCGGCGAUGCAGGCCAGCUAACUCUCACCUUCCUCCACGCUCUGCGUCUUCUCUGCGUCCAUCCAUCGCUGAUUCGAGAGUCGGUUCAAUCCACAUCGGCGCUGUCGUCGCUUCUCCCCAUUCUGGACGCCGACGAUCAAAACCAACGCGAUUUCACAUCGCAGAGCGUCAAAAUGGAAGCCGUCGAGCUGCUGCUCGCCUCCAUUCUCUCCCACACCGACGAGCAAAUCCUCGUGAUUUCCUCCUACACGCAAAUCCUCGACUAUCUCGGCUCCUUCUGCGAUUCCAAAAAGUGGGGCUAUUUCCGACUCGACGGCCAAACGGACGUCGCGCAGCGGCAAUCCCUCGUGAACUCCUUCAACCACCGCUACACGUCGAAGCGUCUCUUCAUCCUCUCGGCUCGCGCGGGCGGCGUGGGGCUCAACAUCACGGGAGCGUCGCGUGUGGUGAUGCUGGAGCCCGCGUGGAACCCCGCGAUCGAUCUGCAGUCCAUCGCGCGCGCGUGGCGGUUCGGACAGACGCGGAGGGUGUUCGUGUAUCGCCUGUUCGUGGCGGGGUCGAUCGAGGAAGUGAUGCUGCAGCGCCAGCUGCUGAAGAAGGCGAUCGCGGACGUGGCGGUGGAUCACACGGCGAUGGGCGAAGGGAAGCUGGACAGAGAGGAGAUGAGGGAGGUGUUCCGGUUGAAGGAAGUGCCGUGCCAGACGUAUUUGCUGAUGAAUGGAAGGACGAGAGAGGGCGGAAAGAGGAAGAGAGUCGUGAUGGAAGAGGAAGAAGAGGAGGAGAAGGAUCCAGUGUGGCGCGCGUAUCACGGUGUGGAGUCGAUCGAGGAGGAUGGGUUGCUGCGGGAAAUCGUGGCGGAGCGUAGAGACGCGAUGGGGGAUGAAGGGUAG
Molecule: messenger RNA, 1716 nt
Organism: Blastocystis hominis
Lineage: Eukaryota; Bigyra; Opalinata; Blastocystidae
Exons: 3
Coding region: 1-1716 (571 amino acids)
Biological process (GO): double-strand break repair via homologous recombination; reciprocal meiotic recombination
Cellular component (GO): nucleus
Molecular function (GO): DNA translocase activity; ATP-dependent chromatin remodeler activity; ATP binding
Source: RefSeq, a predicted model, not a curated record